CACUUCACCGCCGACGCCUCCUCCUCCUGUGGAGAUUUCCUGUGUCGGUCCCUGUGGAGGAUCUGAGGAGAGAGACCGAGAUUGUUUUGUUGCAGGGCGGUGACUUGUUUUUUUUACACACACGGAGGGAGGCAGAGCAUUGGCUUCGGAGUGAAUGCUGACUCAGCAGUUGUAGCGCUUUUCCAGGAAUAGGGAGCGAUAAACCAAGGAUGACAAUGGAAGAGAUGAGGAAUGAAGCAGAGACGACCUCUAUGGUUUCUAUGCCACUCUAUGCAGUGAUGUACCCAGUGUUCCAUGAGUUGGAAAGAGUUAAUCUAUCCGCUGCCCAAACACUCCGAGCUGCUUUUAUUAAGGCUGAAAAAGAAAAUCCAGGUCUCACUCAAGAAAUCAUCACAAAAAUUCUGGAGAAAAAGAGCGUAGAAGUUAAUUUCACGGAGUCACUUUUGCGCAUGGCCAGUGAUGAUGUAGAAGAGUACAUGAUUGACAGACCGGAGCCAGAAUUCCAAGAAUUAAAUGAAAAGGCACGAGCACUCAAGCUGAUUCUCAGUAAGAUUCCUGAUGAGAUCAAUGACCGGGUCCGUUUUCUUCAGACAAUCAAGGAUAUUGCCAGUGCAAUCAAAGAGCUUCUCGACACUGUGAACAACGUUUUCAAGAAAUACCAAUACCAGAACCGCAGAGCACUUGAACAUCAAAAGAAAGAAUUUGUCAAGUACUCUAAAAGCUUCAGCGAUACCUUAAAAACCUACUUCAAAGAUGGAAAGGCAAUCAACGUGUUCAUAAGCGCCAACCGACUAAUCCACCAAACCAACUUGAUACUGCAAACCUUCAAAACCGUUGCUUAGAAACUGCAUCUGGAAAGCUGUUUGAUUUUUAAUUUUAAAAGGUCGACCUUUAUAUGUAAAUUUAAAUAGUUACAAUUGUGUAAAUUAACACAUCCACUUCAGGACUUGAUGAUAUCGAAUGGGAAUGAUUAUCAACUUGCACCAUAUUUUUGUAAGACGUUGUAGUGUAAUCAUGAUUUCUCAUUUAAAUAAAAACAUCACUUUUUGCUAUUACUAUUGUAUCCAAACGAAGCCAAAACAAUUGCGCCUUAACAUAUCGUAAUGUAACAUUCCUUCAUGUAAAUAUUGGUGUUCUGUUUCUGACAUGUUAACUUGCUGGCAAAAAAAGACAAGUUAUGUAUUUAACAAGGUUGGUGGAAAAUAAAGAGUUUACAGUCUCUUGAAAAGUA
Callorhinchus milii (elephant shark) is the source of this 1231-nucleotide messenger RNA. It is a transcript of the gene pdcd10a, whose product is annotated as programmed cell death 10a. NCBI's taxonomy places the organism in Eukaryota, Metazoa, Chordata, Chondrichthyes, Chimaeriformes, Callorhinchidae. Bases 210 to 842 code for a protein of 210 amino acids. Gene Ontology annotation, molecular function: protein kinase binding. The record is from RefSeq and is a predicted model, not a curated record. Gene Ontology annotation, cellular component: FAR/SIP/STRIPAK complex; Golgi apparatus. The transcript is spliced from 8 exons. Gene Ontology annotation, biological process: regulation of Golgi organization; positive regulation of MAP kinase activity.